This is a messenger RNA of Malaya genurostris, 3529 nucleotides long. RefSeq names its product synaptogyrin (gene Syngr). The transcript is spliced from 4 exons. Gene Ontology annotation, cellular component: neuromuscular junction; synaptic vesicle membrane. NCBI's taxonomy places the organism in Eukaryota, Metazoa, Arthropoda, Insecta, Diptera, Culicidae. Bases 278 to 967 code for a protein of 229 amino acids. The record is from RefSeq and is a predicted model, not a curated record.
CAAAAUGCUGUCACUGCGAAUCAGUUAGGAUUUGCAAGUGCGUGGAAAAACAAUCCGAAGGCCACGGUUUCGUAAGUGUCCCCGUGAUCGUGUUGAAAGGCUUGGAAUUAUAAAAGAAGUUUUCUUGCUCGAUUAGCGGAGCACAGUGCAUCAAAAUAGUGGUUUUUCAGCAGAAGCAGCAACAAUCGUGCGUGGAAAGUAGUAAAGCAGGCUUUACGUCAAUUUUCACCUGGACAACGAUUCACUAAACGGCCUCAAAACGGAGCACAUAACGAAAAUGAUGGAUUUUAGCGGUGGGGCCUACGGUGGAGGCAAAGCAGGCGGAGCAUUCGAUCCCAUCACCUUUGUGAUGCGACCAACAGUGAUCCUGAGGGCAGUCUGUUGGCUUUUCGCGAUUAUCGUUUUUGGCUGCAUAUCGUCUGAAGGCUGGCGGGAAGAAAAUGGUAAGGAAUAUUGCAUAAUCAAUCGCGACACCAAUGCUUGUAACUAUGCCGUCGGAAUCGGUGUGAUCGCUUUCUUGGCCUCCAUGGGAUUCAUUGCGGGCGAGUAUCUAUUCGAGCAGAUGUCAUCGGUUAAAACACGGAAACAUUACGUCCUAGGCGAUCUUGGAUUCUCUGCAUUAUGGACCUUCUUGUACUUUAUCGGAUUCUGUUACUUGACCAACGCGUGGGGCAAAGCGGAAGACCCGCCAAAUGGUGAGGGAGUGAACAAUGUCCAGGCUUCCAUCGUAUUCUCGUUCUUCUCGAUCUUCACUUGGGCCGGCUGUGCAUACUUCGCGUAUCUGCGCUUCAAAGCCGGCGUGGAUCCAUCAUUCUCGUCCACGUACGAGUCGGAUCCGAAUGCCACAACGCAGUACUCGGCCUAUCCAGUAGGCGGAGCUGACAGCGAACAAUUCCAGUCGGCACCGUUCGGUGGUCAGCAACAGCAGCAGCAGCCAGCUGGUGACUUCAAUGCUCCCACCUACUAGACAACCACCAAAAAUCUUACCCUAGACCGUUGACCUCUAACGGCAAACCAUUAUUAUAUAGCAGAGAGAUCCAGAAGAUCGGUAAUCAGUGCAAUGAUGUCGAAAGAAGAAGCUUUGGUAGACAUUCGUCGCGGAUCAGCUAUUUUUAUAAGUGGUAAUCCCAAGCUGCUUUGCAGCUCCAAACGGCAAUUACUAUAUUAGAACGAAAAAAAACCGCAAAUCGUAUUAAUCAGAUUUCCAAUGCAUUGUGCAGAAACAUUUUAAAAUUGUCACAUGUGGAGUAAUACAUAGCAACUGAAAACAAAUAUUUUCGCUCAGAAUAAUAGAAAGUGUAACUCAAACAAAAAGCUUUACACCAACAUACACUGUUACAUCCUACAUCAACACACAAUCUGGUCGAAGCAUUGACGUGAAAAAAAAACUGGCAAAAAAACAAAUAAAUUAUUCAAACAAAGACAUUUAGAAAGUAUUGUUAGUUUACAAUAACAACUAAAAACUAAUCCUUAAGUAAACAUAAAACCAGACAACAAAGUAUAUCCUAUCGUACUCAAAGUAUGAUUUAUCACGAUUAAAAAUAAUGAUAAUAAAUAUUAUGAAUAAACUAGGUAAGAAGCCAACAGAGAAGACAAAUACAUGAAAUCACUAGAUCGAUGAGCUGCGGCAGUACGCUCGCAUCGGUUUUUAUUUUCUAGUGAUGCGUUUGUUAGUGAUUAAAAGGCUAUUCGGAUGUUGAGCAUUCUAAAAAUCGGCAAAACAUGUUGUUGAUUGAACAAAUUGGAAAUCGGAAGUGUAGUCGUAGUAGCAGCAGUAGUCGUACAACAGCGAACAUAGUGCUGGCUAUAACGUGUAAUCUGUUGAAUGUUUUGGACCUGAUGACCAGGAAAAAAAAAGAUUGCAAUGGAAUCAAACUAGCAAGUUCUACUGACAAAAAAAUCAAUAGAUACGUAUAGUUGUUUCAGUCAUUAACAUAUAUGUACAACAUUGUAAAGGAACAGAAGUCACGGUCACCUGAAUUACUGGUCAAAAUAGCAAUUUCAAUACGUACAUGAUUUUCUCAGACCAGAUCUGUUUAGCGAAUCUAUUUUAAAUUAUUCCAUAGUCACAGUAUGCCCUAGCAUAAUUUUGGUUUUUGUGAAUGAGUCCCAAAACUGUGGAGAUAGUCAUUCAAGAAUUAUUCAACAGCGAUUGUCGUAUAGAAUUCAUGUCAAGCUGGCUGUUCUUCAAAACUUUUUUUUUCUGGAAAGUGAAAUCUCGGUAAAAUUAGCGUUAGAAAAAACAAAUGGAGAAAAGUGUAAACAAGUGUUGCUUUCAACAUCUAGAACAGCAUCUAAUGUGGACACAGUAGGUGUUGCAAUGAUAUUGGAAAAGUUUGGCUUUCUGUUACCGAUGUUUCCUCUAGAUAUCGUUCAGAGUCAUUUAUUUUUGAGAAUACCUAAUAGAUAUUGAUAAAAUCAAAAAGCAAAUAGUAUUAAAAAUUCAAUGCAUUUUUUGUCAACAGUAAAUGGAUUAACGAUAAGUGCUAGUAGCUAACGGAACCAAAACAAAGAAAAAGUGCAACAAAACCAAAUCACGAUCUUAUUUACCGAAAAAGAAAACACUGCUCGAUUUUUGGACUCGCACGAACAGAAAGAAAAUGUCUUAAAAUAUGUAAAUGAUAAAAAUAAAUUGCUGGAGUAAAAAGAAAUGUUAUCAAUAUACAUUGUGCAUUAUUUAUAGUGACUUCAGAGUUUAAUAUUUAAAUAAACGAGCAAAGGUAGCAUGAAAAGAAACAAAAUUCUAAGAACUGUGUUUACUUAUGACUAGUUUUAUGCUAGCAUCCUAAACACUACAACAUUGCGAAUAGCUUUCGAAAUUUGUGUUGUAGCAGUUCUAUUCCUUUGCAAAAUAACUUUUUUGUUAUUUGUCAGUCCCUAUGUGACUAGGAAGUAUACACUCAGAAUGAAAACUGCAUGCUCUGUAGUAAUUCCUUUGGAGCAAAAGUCGUUCGGUGAUUUGUUUGGGUCUACUUAAAAAAAAUCAAAUAAAUUCCAAUUAUAAGUUAUGCAUACCCAUAAAACGUAUCUUAAAUCAUUCAAUCGUAGAAAUCAAUGUGAUUAUGUGCAGAUUUAAUCCAACAUGACACGGUUAAACUUAAGAAAUAGCCCAUCUGAAUUGUUGAGCCAAUUGAUUGAACAAAACCAAUGGCAAUGAGGCAUCAUCAAAUGCGUUGCAUUAGUCAAGCAGUACAAGCAACUACUAAUAGCGGAUCAAAAUGAGAAUGAUUAUUAUUACUAUGUACACAACAAUAUAUGAUUAAUCGUGGAAAGGAAAUAAAAUCCUGUAUAACAAUCCAAAUAAUGGGCGAUCGUCAUUGUGUAAUUAAUUGAUUAGCUUGUUUAUAAGUUUUAUAUAGUUACUUUUACUUAAAUAUAAUAUAUAUAUAUAUAUAUUUAGAAAACGUGGUCAUCGCAACCGUUCGUGGUAAAUAAAAGCGUAUUUGAGGCCGAAACAUGGUGCAGUGUCACGGAUAAACGGAAAACCAAAACCAAAAGAAUUAUGUUAAUAAAAAUAAUUUAGGAAAAA